Molecule: messenger RNA, 663 nt
Organism: Heterostelium album PN500
Lineage: Eukaryota; Evosea; Eumycetozoa; Acytosteliales; Acytosteliaceae
Exons: 4
Biological process (GO): guanine deglycation, glyoxal removal; protein deglycation, glyoxal removal
Cellular component (GO): cytosol; nucleus
Molecular function (GO): protein deglycase activity
Source: RefSeq, a predicted model, not a curated record
GACUUAAUGUUGGAAAUGUUUAUAGCUUUAGUGACAUUCCUAGCAUUAUCAGUGACCGCAGCUAUUACCUUGUCUUUAAUAUUCCAUGACUCAAGGCAAUUCACUAAAAUGGAUAAAUUAGUAUUAGUACCUAUUGCAGAUGGAUCAGAGGAGAUGGAAUUAUCAAUUAUUAUUGAUGUUCUCAGAAGAGCAGGUGCAAAAGUUACGGUUGCAUCUGUUUCUAGUAAUCUUCAAAUAGAUGGAUCAAGACAUAUUAAAAUAGUUGCUGAUCAACUUAUUGAGAAUAUAGAUAAUAAUAUUCAAUGGGAUUUGAUUGCAUUACCAGGUGGUAUGCCAGGUGCAUCUAAUCUAUCGGAAUGUAACAAGUUGAUUGAAUUACUUAAAAAGCAAAAGGCAGAACAUAAACUCUUGGCUGCAAUAUGUGCUUCGCCAGCGGUGGUACUAAACAAACACUCACUCCUUGGAAAUGAAGCAACAUGCUAUCCAGCAAAGAACUACAUCGAUCAACUAGGUAGCAAGUAUAUUGAUCAAAGAGUGGUUGUAGAUAGAAACAUCAUCACAUCACAAGGUCCUGCAACUAGCUUUGAAUUUGUUCUCGAACUGGUCAAUCAACUCUAUGGUCCUGAUAAGAAAUCAGAAUUAGCCAAACAAUUGGUUUUGUAA